Molecule: messenger RNA, 3113 nt
Organism: Branchiostoma belcheri (Belcher's lancelet)
Lineage: Eukaryota; Metazoa; Chordata; Leptocardii; Amphioxiformes; Branchiostomatidae
Product: cartilage intermediate layer protein 1-like
Exons: 5
Coding region: 1-507 (168 amino acids)
Source: RefSeq, a predicted model, not a curated record
AUGGCACCGGCUGUUUCAAAUGUUAACGGACACGAAACCCUGUCCCCGGCAGAGGUGCCGCAACAAGCUCGAAGCAGCACCGGGGACCAGACCGAGAACGAAGUGCUGCGCCUGGUGGAGACUCUCAAAAAUAUGAUCGAGGAAGAGGAUAGAGCUGCAGAAAGUGAAUGGGGUGGUUCCGUGGAUGAACCCGUUGAAGAGGCAUUGGAGGGAGUUCGUCAAGUCUCUGGUGGAUGCCCCGGCUGGACCGACUGGUAUGACCGUGACGACCCGUCUUACAGCGGAGACUGGGAGUAUCUGUCCAGCCUCCAUCGGGAGAAGCCCGGGCAGAUCUGCGCCAAGCCCUCGGGCAUCCAGGCCCGCGUCAAAGGGACCAACACCCCAGCCUCCCAAACUGGGCAGAAGUUCCACUUCUUCGACCCACAAGUCGGCUUUGUCUGCAGGAACGAGGACCAGGAUGGCAACAACAAAUGCAAGGACUACGAAGCGCGCUUCUGGUGCCCAUAGUCAUAGCUGGCAAAUAAUGCACCACUUUUGUUGUCUGGUGUCCAGUCUAUUGUCCAUUAAAGCAGACAAUUUUACGUCUAUUACGUUGUUAGGACGGGCUCUCUUUGGAGCUCGAUGCCAAUCCGACCAGAUAUGAUGCUUACUAUUACAGAGCUUAUGUUAACCUUGGGGAAUACUAGUACGUUUCUUCGGCUAAACGCCUUCCGUAGACAAAGAAUUAACACUGUCAAAGACAAGCAAUAGGUGUCUACCCUUGUUUUUACUUGUCUAACUUUUUAUUUGGAAGGAAAGCAAAUUGCCUUGAAUUACUUGCAUAUGAAUUAAACGUUCGUGCUUAUCAAACUGCAUUUCUCUACUGUCACUGACGAAAGGUGGUGGAUGCUACUUAAAAACAUCCGACAGUUUCUAAAAUUAUAUCCAGUUGCUUGACUAGCUGCUUUUUGCAUUAUGAAGCCUCUUUUUAGUAAAUGUUUCAUGUCAAAAUGUUAGAUGAUUUGAUUAAUAUGGUUCCAUUGCAAGAUAUUUAGUACAAUCACUGUAUAAUCAAUAUCCUCAGUGAAGCGACAUGUCAUGCGACUGUUGGUUCACUUGAUUUCUGAAGCAUUUGUUUUGUUUUAGACCUAUUUUAUCAUUACACUGUAUACACAAAUGUGCUUCCCUGGACAAAAUGCUUACGCGUGCUACGUCCGAGAGACUCCAUCACAGUGUAGCAUUAUUUUUGUCUUUAUGUGUCGAUGCCACCUGCUGAGCAACCAUACUGUUGUAGUUUAUAGAUUUGGGUGCAGAUAGCUUGGGUGCCAUCCAAAUUUGCUACAUUUCAUGGCUAGGUAUGCUUAUGUUGUUAUUUUCUAUUAGAUUAACGUAUUAAACAUCAAAGUUCAUAGAAAUCUAUAUAUAGUAAAAAAACACCUGAUCCAAAAGAUUUUCUACCCCUAAACACAAUGACGUAAAAAGAAGACUUGGUUUCUAUAAGGUUGCUAAUGUUUCUGGGUUUCGGACUUCUUUGUUGACCCUAAGAAAGAAUAGACAGGUAACUCGUACGUUUACUGUGGUGAAAGUACACUUUCCUUUCUUUCUUUCUUUCUUAAGAAUAAGACCAUUUACCUACAAACUUUUUUUGCUGUUCAUAAUAUGGUGUCGGUUUGGGACAUGUCUCCUAAGCACACUCACAGUCUACCUUGGUACCCUCUUUUUAACUGAGUAUUCCAAAAUUUUUAGCUGGACAUUCUGACUUUGCCUGGUAUUUUCCAUACUACUAGUAUACUAAACAUCAUUAAAGGGUCCCAAACUUUGGUUGGAAAUCUCCAAUUUAAAUCUGAUUGUGUUUGAAAGACUACUCAAACCUGUUUCUAAAAUUGAUUGGUUUGGUUUCUGCUCUGCUUUUCUAUUGAUAAUUGUUGCAAGUGCAUAGUUAAUACAAACUCUCCUAAGGCCAAAUAAAUGAAUGAAACUAACAUUAAACCUCUGUUCUAAAUGACUUUAGCUACCUUCAUUUCGUAAUCAGAAAAAAAGGAAGAAAGUUUCUUUGUUGGCACUUUUCGGCAACAUAUGACAUUUAGGACACAAACUUUAGAUUUUUCCCUUCAUUUUGCAAAAAACAGAAAAAACAAAUUCUGUGCCCUAAAGCUCAAAGCUUUCAAUCAAUGAUCUAAAAAAAGGUAUAUGGCCCUUUAAACAAUAACAAAAAUCGUAAAAUCGGACCCAGGAACAAACUAUUUAAAUUGACGUGGCCUAAUUAUACAACAUCCCUUUGUUUUUGUUACUUAAGAAAAGUGACUUUAUGCUGUAACGUAUUUGAGACUACAUAAUGCCAUCUAAUUGUACUCAUCACAGCAUUCAUUCAAGAAGUCGAUACUGUUAUUAGGAGAGUUUGCUAUUAACAAGAAAACACCCUCAACACCCAGAAAACACUGGUUCAUUUAAAUUUGGGAAAAUAUUAUAAUUUUUAGGGUCAAAAUCCCUCAAACAGCCAAAUUAACAACAAUAUAUGAUUAAAUCUCUUCAACCCGUAUAAGAAAACUUUCAGUACAAUAACUGCAACAAAUUCAGAAACAGACUUCCCAAAUUUAAACUGCCCAGGGAUUUAAGUUACUUUGAAUGUCAGCCCUAUCUGUGGAAUUUGUUACUUUAUCAGGAUAACAAAAAAUGGAAAACAUGUGCAUCUGUAUGUUUCAAAUACAACACCCUUAAUAUGAUCUGCUUUAUAUUCAGCAUUUCAUUGAAAGUAUUUAACAUCACUACAUGCACAAAAUGUAAUUGACUACCAGGUCAUACCAUCCUGUAAAAAAGCAGCGUGUAUGUCAUUUAUUGUUAGAAGUUGUGUGCUUUUUAGCAACAGGACAUGUGUUAAUAGAGGCACAUGGAUAGGUUAGCAUAUUCAUGUUUCUAACCUAUCCGUGUUACAGGCUUACUAAGCCGGCAAUAUACGGGCUAACCAUUGUAUGCUAACCGGUCACCACUAUACUAACGGCUGGUUACUUAAUUUAAAUACUCGAAAUACUGUCCUACAAUUUCUAAUCAUACCGUUAGCUUGAGAAAAAAAAUGAGUAAUAAGCAAUGUAGUAAGAAAAACCAUACCAUUGCUGUCGUUUUUACUAAACAAAAUA